Messenger RNA from Amaranthus tricolor (Joseph's coat), 903 nucleotides. RefSeq lists its product as uncharacterized. The coding region runs from base 1 to 903 and encodes 300 amino acids. The transcript has a single exon. Lineage: Eukaryota; Viridiplantae; Streptophyta; Magnoliopsida; Caryophyllales; Amaranthaceae. The record is from RefSeq and is a predicted model, not a curated record.
AUGGGACCUCCACGAUUCAGACAUGUGUACGCUACGGAGGGGGAAACCAGGACACGGAACUUACUCGACGGAGGUAACGAUCCGAUGUUCAACCGGAACAGGAAAGACAUAUUCUUCGCCAUCUGGGACGAGUUGCCAACUCCACCUCCUACUACCACCCCCUCUGAUCGUCGCAACUACAAUUUGUGGUGUGAUUACCAUAAAGAACAUGGUCAUACCUUAGCCCAAUGUCACAAACUCAAACGUAUCCUACAUCAGCUAGCCAACGAGAGGAAGUUAACACGGUUCAUCAAUCGGAAAGCCUAUGGCGCAAGAAGCGACACUGAAAAAAGACCUUGGAACCCGAAACACAGAUCUCCCAGAAGAGAUGAGACUAGACGGGAAAGUUCUAACACUCAAGGAACUAUCAACAUGAUUUUCGAUGGCUACUCCGAAGAAUACCCUACUAUUCGCGCUGCAAGAGACAACGUCCAUACUCUACUCGAAGGACCACCAAAAACCACAUCAAAUGGGCCCAUCAUGAUAUUCGAUGCUACUACUUCCCAACCACACAUUGAUCCUUUAGUAGUUACUAUCAAGAUUGGGCAAAUGAAGACGAGGCGAGUAUUGGUGGAUAUCGAAAGCACGGCCGAUCUUAUAACGAUGGAAUGCUUCAGGCAAAUGAGGUUCAAAGAAAACCACUUGCAGCCCCUCGAUAAACCCUUGAUCGGGUUCGAAAGAAAUCAAGUCAUACCCUUGGGAACAAUCAUACUUCCUGUAUGGGUGGGGGAGAGAGACAGAAGAAAAACAAUGCCCAUACGAUUCACGGUGGUGGACCUGACAUUCCCUUACAAUGCCAUUAUGGGACUCCCACUCACCAACAAAAUCAAAGUCGCAAUCUUCUCUCAUCAACUUUUAUUGUAA